AACCAACGGUAACGACGCAGAGCAGAGGAGCAAGAAGCCUUCACCAAACCACACAGCAAACUGCAAACAUGGUGCGAGAGACCGGUUACUACGAUACUCUUGGUGUGAGCCCGAAAGCCUCCCUCGAAGAAAUUAAGAAAGCUUAUAGAAAACUGGCCCUGAAAUACCACCCGGACAAAAACCCCAACGAAGGAGAGAAAUUCAAACAUAUUUCACAAGCUUAUGAAGUCCUGUCAGAUCCUAAAAAGCGAGAUCUGUAUGACCAUGGAGGUGAACAGGCCAUCAAAGAAGGAGGCAUGGGAGGAGGCGACUUCUCCUCUCCUAUGGACAUCUUUAACAUGUUCUUCGGGGGUGGAGGAAGAACUCAGAGAGAACAAAAAGGUAAAAAUGUGGUCCACCAGCUCAGUGUCACACUUGAGGAAAUGUACAAUGGUUCAACCAGAAAGCUUGGUCUCCAGAAGAAUGUAAUCUGUGAGAAAUGUGAUGGUUAUGGAGGAAAGAGAGGUGCUCUUGAAAAAUGCUCAAAAUGCAAAGGCAGAGGAGUUCAGAUCCAGGUGCAGCAGAUUGGACCAGGAAUGAUUCAGCAGAUCCAGAGCAUGUGCUCAGAAUGCCAGGGACAGGGUGAAAGAUUCAGUGCCAAGGAUCGCUGCAAGAACUGCAAUGGGCACAAAGUGGAACGCAAAAAGAAAAUUCUUGAAGUCCACAUUGACAAAGGUAUGAAAGAUGGCCAGAAGAUCAUGUUCCACGGUGAGGGUGAUCAAGAACCAGGGCUGGAGCCUGGUGAUGUCAUCAUUGUCCUCGACCAGAAGAAACAUCCUGUAUUUAACAGGCAGGAAGAUAACUUAAGCAUGAAGAUGAACAUAAAGCUGGUUGAGGCACUCUGUGGCUUCAAGAAAACAAUACAAACACUAGACAACAGAACCCUCAUCAUCAGUUCAGCACCAGGUCAAGUAAUUAAAAACAAUGACGUAAAGUCUAUUCAGAAUGAGGGUAUGCCCGUCUACAGAGAUCCCUAUGAGAAAGGACUGCUCCUCAUUCAGUUUGAGGUUGAGUUUCCAGAAAAACACUGGCUUCCUGAGAACAUGUUCCCCCAGCUGGAACUGCUACUUCCUAAACGGGAUGACGUAAUGCUGACUGAUGAUAUGGAAGAGGUGGACCUCUGUGAGGUGGACCUUGAAUCCCAGAGUAGAAAAUACAGUGGAGAAGCCUAUGAGGAGGAGGAAAGUCCCAAAGGUCAUGGAGUUCAAUGUCAAACUCAGUGAGCCUCAAUUCAGUGCAACCAUAAAUGCAGCUCAUUUUAUUUGUGUCAAUGUAUUUACAGACAUGUUAACUGGUUUCAGUUCAAAUGCUAUCAGACAUUGACUCAUUUAUUGUUUUAUCACAGUUUUAUCCUUGUUAGGGUUGCGGUGGUUCUAAUUUAUUGAGCUAAAGGUAGAAAACUCCUCAGACGGGUUGCGAGUCCAUUACAGGGCAGACAUGUAUGCACAAACACAUACUUUUUUUUUUUUUUUUUUUCUACCCCUUUUUCUCCCCUUUUUAGGGCAUCCAAUUGUUCAAUUAGCAUCGUGCUUCCUCUCUGUCUAUGCCGAACCCUGCCCUGACGGAGGUGAUUGAAGCUAACCCGUAUCCCCUCCGAAACACGAGCAGCAGCCAGAUGCAUCUUUGCCACCCACACAUUGACGAGUUUUGGCGCCACCUAGCGUUGCAUGAGGAGAGACACACCCUAAGGGCACCCCCUCCCAUCUCUGUGUAAGCGCCUCCAAUCAGCCGGCAGAGAACGCAAUCGCAUAAAGCAAGGCUGGAUUCGAUACGACGCUUCUCAGAAUCCAGCCCUGGUUGCAGCGCGUUUCUUUUUACCGCUGCGCCACCUGAGCGGCCACAAACACAUACUUAAAGCAGUUUUUAAUAGUUCCAGUUGGCCUGACAGCAUGUUUUUAGACUUGUGGGAGAUGACCAGAGUACCCAGAGGAACCCACUCAGAUACAGGGAAAACAUGCAAACUGCAUACAGAAAGAACCCUGUCUGUCUGGCUGUUUAAUAAAACCCAGGCCCUUCUUACUGUGAGCUGACAGUGCUAGCCACUGUGCCACCACAAACACCUAAAAUCAGCAUUUGAUGGAGUAUGUUGUUUAACAAUCCUUAUAUAGGCAUUUUUUUAAUUAUUGGCCCCUAAAGUGCUAAAGAGGUUUUCCAUCUGUUAAAACCUAAAAGUAAAAAUGGAAAGGACCAUUAGUCAUAUAAAAGUAGUUCAGAUGAAUGUUAUUGCUGAGAAUCACAGCAACCUUCCUACUGCAAAAAUAUUUAGAUCAUUGCUGUAUGUUUCUCAAUGUUGAUUUGGUAUGUCUACUACAUUGUGUGCAUGUUGUUUUGAGUGUGGGUGUGUACUUUGUGUUUAUUUCAUGUCCAAUCAUAUUUCAUUUUUUUUACAUUUCUACUUGUUUUGCUUUUGUCUAUUGUACUUGUAAAAAGCUCAGUGCUGAAAAAGGGUAUUUGUAUGCUUUCUAUGAAGGUAACACCUCCCUGAUAACGCACCAGUGUACGUCUAUACAAUUAAAACUAAACAAGCAAAAAACA
Molecule: messenger RNA, 2574 nt
Organism: Trichomycterus rosablanca
Lineage: Eukaryota; Metazoa; Chordata; Actinopteri; Siluriformes; Trichomycteridae
Gene: dnaja
Product: DnaJ heat shock protein family (Hsp40) member A
Exons: 8
Coding region: 69-1262 (397 amino acids)
Biological process (GO): response to heat; protein refolding
Cellular component (GO): cytoplasm; cytosol
Molecular function (GO): ATP binding; Hsp70 protein binding
Source: RefSeq, a predicted model, not a curated record